UUGAGGCAGAGUGAAUCCACUGGACACCAUGAUGAUCCUCCGGUCUGUUCUCCUACUGGUACUUGGCAUCAAUGUUGCUCAGGCACUUUACUCCAGGGCACUGUGGCACUUCAGAGGUAUGAUCAUCUGUGCCAUACCUACUAGCUGGCCAUUCCUAGACUAUGGGAACUAUGGCUGCUACUGCGGCUGGGGCGGCUCAGGCACCCCCGUUGAUGACUUGGACAGAUGCUGUCAGGUUCAUGACAACUGUUAUGGUGAAGCCUUGAAGCAUGAAGCGUGCUGGGCCAUCAUAGAAAACCCUUACACAGUGUUCUACGGCUAUGAUUGUGACAAAGCCACUAAGAAAAUCACCUGCAAGAGCAGUAACAACGAGUGCAAGAUGUUCAUCUGUGAGUGUGACCGGAAGGCUGCUGAGUGCUUUGCUGUAUCUAAAUACAAUAAAGAGCAUAAGAACCUGCCCCAGGCUCGCUGCCAAACAUGACAGUCAUGAACAUGAUAAAGGAGAAGCUCUGAAACAAUUUGAAGCACAUGCUCUUUGCAUCAUCACUUAGAAACAGUUUGCACUAAACACUCCACAUCAGCAUUACCUUUGCUUCAGGCACCUGCAACUUGGAUGACGUGUUCUUGAAUAUAUAAUAUUUAUAUACGCUUUUUUUUUUUUUUUUAACGUUAUAUAUGUAAUUACUUCUAAUACUAUUGUUUUUAAAACUGCAUUUGUGUCUUCUUUGGGACAACUGACUCAUUCGUCAGCCACAGAAGAAUGUAUUUGUCAUCAAAACCAUUUACAAAGUUCUAUCCUAUUUUAAUAACAUGACACCAAUGCUUUGAAAAGUAAUGUCAGCUUGGCAGUGUGAUUUGUGUAAUAAUCCUUGACUGUACAUGGAAUGGAUAAUUAGACUAUUGGGUUUGUUUACUGCUGAUGACAGAAUCACACUUUUUGGAAAUAGCAUGUGGAAAAUGAUUAUUGAUAUAGAAGGCUAAUAUUUUUCUACGAUGAUUGUCACAGUUUUGGUCAUUACACAGUGUUCCUGCACAAUUUAUUAAUUAAUAUUGUAUUAAUUGUAUUUGCAAUUAAUUCUAUUGUCAUUUUUAAAGACAGGUAGAGAGAACCUGACACUCUGGUACACACUGCCAACAAUUUUUUCUUGACGAAUAAAGAAUUUUUUUCUUUUUUUUCUUUUAAUUUACAUUUGGUCAUAAAUUUCCCCAAUAAACACUGUAGUCAAU
Molecule: messenger RNA, 1227 nt
Organism: Pangasianodon hypophthalmus (striped catfish)
Lineage: Eukaryota; Metazoa; Chordata; Actinopteri; Siluriformes; Pangasiidae
Product: phospholipase A2
Exons: 4
Coding region: 29-481 (150 amino acids)
Biological process (GO): phospholipid metabolic process; arachidonate secretion; lipid catabolic process
Molecular function (GO): phospholipid binding; calcium ion binding
Source: RefSeq, a predicted model, not a curated record